AUGGCAGUUGCCUGCAUUCUGCUCAGCGCAUUUGCCGCCCUCGUGCGGGCUGAGACCUGUCCCAUGCACUCCAGCAGCUCCAGCCCUGCCCUGCUGCAGGGAUCUAUGAAAGUUCAAGCAACGCUUUCUGUGGACGAGCGGUCAAAGACCUCCAAGAAAGGUGUCGGCCUUCCGUCCUCCACCGGUUACGGAGCAACGCAGCUGGAGGCUUUGAACGCUUCCUGGUUUUAUUCUUGGGGGCUGAAACCCAAGAUCACCGUACCAGAUGGCGUGGAGUUCGUGCCUAUCGUCGCCACGGCCAAGUACUUGCAGUGGAGUCCAGCGAGUGGAUGCCAUGACAUCCUGGGUUUUAAUGAGCCGGAUCACUCCGGGCAGGCCAACAUCAGCGUCAGCGAGGCCCUCAAACUUUGGCCGCAGGUUCUGGCCAAGGUUCCAACCAACGGCCGCAUCGGAUCCCCUGCGACAGCAGGCAAUCCUGUGACCGGCUCCUGGUUCCCAGAGUUCAUGGCCGCUUCGCCUCAUGUGGACUUUGUGGCCGUUCAUUGGUACAAGGGCGCCAAGGUGGACAAGUUCAAAUCUGACAUCCAGGAAGUCAUCGACAAAUACCAAAAACCAGUUUGGGUCACGGAGUUUGCGCCUCAGACGAUUGCCGAAAGCACUGCAGACCCCACCAAAUGGAGUCAAGCGGAAGUGAAUGAAUUUGUCCAGGAGGUCGUGUCAUGGAUGGAAAGCAACUCCAUGGUUGAACGCUACGCUUGGCACGACUCCAAGUCAGGCACUUCUUGGCUUUAUGAUGAUGCAGGUGGACUGAGCGAGACUGGUCAAGUUUAUGCCGCCAGCUGA
Messenger RNA from Effrenium voratum, 843 nucleotides. The record is from the annotation of a GenBank genome assembly. NCBI's taxonomy places the organism in Eukaryota, Dinophyceae, Suessiales, Symbiodiniaceae.